UUAGCAGCAGUUUCAUACCCAAAUUCUGCCAAUUAAAAACUGUAGUUUUUGUGUUUGGGCAGCUCGGCAUCACAAUGUUUACAGGCAGCUAUUUCGUAUUCCUUGCUGUGCGUAAUGGAUCUUUUCAAUUUCUUCUUCACCUUGAACCACCGUUGUUAAUGCUCAAGGACAUUUGCAUCUGACGUUGCCAUCCCUGGCCUGGUGAACCAACACCAUUCAUAGCUUCCCUUCAUCAGUUUUUAUUCCCUCACUAUUUUUCAUUGCCAUUUCAUUAGAGCAAAUAUUGUAUAAAAAUAAAUUAAAAAGACACCGGGAGUGAAAAAAAAAAAAAAAAAGCUUUUGUGUGGCACACAUCAUUUUUGACUGAUUCGUGAACUGAAAUUUGGGUCCAAACUGAUUUGGUAGCCUUGGGAAACACUGUAGGUUGUACAAGUCAAAUUAUUAUAUUUUAAUGUAACAAUAAUUCACAAAUUACGUGCACGAGGACUUUGUAAAUAAUCAAGUUUUUCUCAUUGCAUAUUAUUGUUUUAAAUGCAUAUAAUAUAUGCAUUUAAAUGGCAAUGGACCAGGACAAUAGAAAAUAUAUUAUUAGGUAUAGGGGGAAUGUUAUAAUUGGGAAGUGAAGGGUGUAAUGUGUGUCAGGCGGGUGUGAGUUCAACAGUAUUACCUUGGAUUUCUUUGUUCCUCUCUUUCGUACUCCAUCUCUUUCACGUAUGAAGACGUGACUCACUGAUAACUCUGAAUGAAGGACAGUGCUUAUAAAUCAUCCGUCCCUCAUCAGAACAACUGAGAAGCUCCUUCUCUUCACAUUUUGGAGUAUAUAGUACAUAUACUCACAUAUUACCUGACAGCCCUUUGUAACUGCAGGGACAUUAGCGUCUGAAGAAAAACUAUACUUUAGUCUGUUUUAAGUCUUUUUUUGGUGUGUCUGAGCAGAAGGCAGUUUGUAGUGCGUGGACCCCCCUCUUCUGGGGAGAAAAACCUGUGGCACUAGCGUUUGAAGACCAUGACAUCCAACAUUUCUGUCUUUCUUUGCCUGGUGCUGGUGUCUUGUGGUUCGACUGCAGUCAUCACUGGGGCAUGUGAGAAGGACUCUCAGUGUGGAGGUGGCAUGUGUUGUGCAGUCAGCCUGUGGAUCCGGAGCCUGCGAAUGUGCAUCCCGAUGGGUCGGGUGGGAGAAGACUGUCAUCCAAUGAGCCACAAGGUGCCGUUCUUUGGCAAGAGACUCCAUCAUACAUGCCCUUGUCUGCCUAACCUCGCCUGCAUUACCAUAGCUGACAGCAAGUCCAAAUGCCUCCCACCAUUUCCAUUCCAGGAUCAGUACCUUUGAUGAAGAUAUUUGCCUGUGUACCAUGCAAAAUGUUUGUAUAAAGUGUAUAGUUGUAAAAGUGUUUUCUUGACUAAUUUUCAGAUUAACUUUAUUGAAUUUAUUUAAUCUUUAUGGAAAAUAUAAAAUGAAUGAUAGAAGAUAAGUAAAUUAUGGGAAUGAGAUCAUAAAAUGUAAACGUUAAAUGCAAAAUGUCAGAAUAUGACCAAAAUAAAUAAAUAUACAAAUUAUUCUUAAGCUUGUUUAAAAUAUUAUACACUAAGGUAAGGUAAGGUUUUUUGGUUGUUUGUUUUACAGAAAGCAGUGUUUAUUUCCUGCCUAACUGUCUUGAAUUCUGCUACUUAGCUGCAUUUUUAAAGGGAAAAAAAUGAGAAUGAAGAGAUGUGGGCCUCUGAAGAUUUGAUUUAGAGGGGGUAAUAGCUAUUUAAACCUGAAAUGCUAUUUAAAGUAUACAGGCAUGGUCAACGUGUCGUGGUUGUUAUCAGA
Molecule: messenger RNA, 1813 nt
Organism: Cyprinus carpio (common carp)
Lineage: Eukaryota; Metazoa; Chordata; Actinopteri; Cypriniformes; Cyprinidae
Product: toxin MIT1-like
Source: RefSeq, a predicted model, not a curated record